GGGUCAUCCUUUUUGGCGCGCUCUUCGUUUGGGCUUGUAGCCUCUGGCGAAGGGGCUCAUGCUUUUGACCGGGGUGACUGUGCCUUGGGCUCAAGCCGCCAUCUGUGGGUUGUCUGAUGCCUCGAGUGACUCGGCCAUGGCGGAACAUUCCCCAAAGGUGGAGGCGCGCGCGCGGGCGAGCGAGAAUCUUGUGGCUCUUGGCUUCGAGGGCCUCCUGAUGGAGCUCGACUCGCUGAGGGCCCGCCUGCUUGACCAGCACAGGCGGGAGCUCGACGACCAGCGGCGCGAGAGCGAGACGGUGAACGUCUUUGAGAAGUUGUCCGUGCUGGAGUCCGAGCCCUCUCGCUCGGAGGUGGUUGCCGAGCAGAGCUACCUCUCCGAAGGCCCGGAGCAGGUGCCGACGUCGGGCCGCAUGUCGCUGGGCACGCUGGAGACGAGCGAGUCGGCGGCCUCGAGCUGUCCAACUUUCAGCGUCUUGGAGAGCUGGGUGAGCGUUGUGCCGAUCUUCCACCUCGCCGACCCCCAGGAGGCCAGCCUGGAGCUGCGCAAGAUCAACUCGAGCUCAAGGAUCUUUGAGGAGCUGACUGAUUGUGAUGUGGUCGUGUUCAGGUCGUCAGGUUUCGUGUCAGAGUGGCUGAUGGUGCAUCCCUCGCGGUGGUUUGGGACACUUUGGAGCUUUCUGAGUCUUCUUCUGAUUGCAUACGACACGAUAACCGUGCCUCUGUACACUUUCUACAGCUUCAGCCGUGUCCCAGGUUUGAUCGUAUUCUUCGACUGGGUCGCUCGAUUUUUCUGGACCUUCGAUAUCCCGCUGUCGUUCGUGACUGGCUUCCACAAGGAGGGCUCUAUCGAGAUGAGGCCCAAGCUUGUCGCGUUGGCAUAUCUCCACUCUUGGUUUUGCUUCGACGUCUUGAUACUCAUGUCAGACUGGCUUGUGGUCUCACAGAAGGACAGCACCGCCCUCACGGCGAUACCAGUCAUGCGGGCACUGCGGUUUGUGCGCGUGCUUCGUCUGCUUAGACUUGGCCGACUCUCUCACAUGCUCAAUGAUAUGUUGCAGUACGCCUCCGACGGGCUCACAAUCGUCGUCAACAUUUUGAAGUUGACUGCUGGGCUAUGCGUCGGCAUUCACAUCAUCGCGUGCAUUUGGUACGGCGUGGGCCAAGCCAGCAGCUCUGGAUGGGUUUCUGAUGAAGCGCUCAUGGAGUCUGCGACGCUCUCCGAGCAGUACAUCUUCUCCGUGCACUGGGUCGGGGGUCGGCGGAUAACUCAACUGCACGGAACGAGCCUCACUCCCCCGCAGACCUUCCUCGAGAUCUCCUUUCAGGGCCUGGUGCUCCUGGGCGCCCACGCCUUUGUUGCGUUUUUCAUCGCCAACAUGACGCAGGCCAUGAUAUGCCUGACGGACACCCAGAACCUCCAGAUGCAGCAGGCGGCCAGGCGCUACCUGCGCCGCCGCCGCAUCUCCCCCACGCUCUCGUACCAGCUGCGGUUGCACUUCGGGAAGCCCACCGGGAGGGCCCUGCAGGACGUCAUGGACGUUGAGAACAAGAUGGUCCAGGCCCUCCCGCAGGUGCUUCAGCAGAAGCUUUACGAGGAGGUACGUUUUCCUCUGCUGAAGCUCGUGCCGCUAUUCAGGCGCGACGGCCUCUCGAAGGACCGGUUGCUGAGACAGCUCUGCUGCAAGGCCAUGUCGGGGAUCUCGUUGAUCUCGGGGGAGUUGGUGUUCGGGCUCGGGGACUCUUGCAAGCGGAUGCUCGUCGUAGAGUCCGGCACCAGCGCCUACGUGAAGCUCAAUCGUUCUGCGGAGUCUUAUUCCGCAAUGGGGAGGACACUGUCGAACUACAUAAGGGCCAGAGAACAGGAAGGGUCGGACAUGAGGCAGGUAAUGCGACAUCGAGGCCAGCACAUCAGCGAGGCCGCGUUAUGGACGCAGUGGACUAACCAGGGAGAAUUUUUCGCAGAGGGCGACUGCACAAUGCUGGUUAUGGACAACGGCGACUUCGCCUCCAUCGUGAGCGCAUACGAGUUCACACGCGUGUUCGCUCUGAAGUAUGCCAGCUGCUUCGUCUCUUGGCUGAACGACAGGGCCCGCGAAUGUUUGCAUUCAGACGUAAUGGAGACUCCGAAGCAUCUGAUCCAGGAGUACUUGCAGGAGAUGGCCGACGACAGGGCGUUCGUCUUCAUCUCACACUUCAAGGAAGAGGCGGGGUCGGACGCGGCGCUCAUCGAGGAAGGGAUGCGCCGGAUCAUCAAGGAGAAUCCCACCCACCCCGCGUUCAACCUCAGAAGGCCGAUCUUCCUCGAUUCCAACGACCUGGAGGAGACGGCCCAGAUCCCUGGCAUGAUCAGGGGUAGCCACAACGUGGUGCUGCUUCUCACGGACAACGUGCUCACUAGACCUUGGGUGCUGAUCGAGAUCGUGACGGCCUUGCGAGCCAAACUGCCGAUCCAUCUGGUCUCGAUCCAGCGCCCCGGUGUGGACUUCAAGUUCCCCAGCGACAACGCCAUCAAGCGACUCGCCGCUGGCGUCGGCCUCAGUCCGAGCGCCCAGGCGCUCCUGAGGGCGGAGGGCAUCACCGCCGACGACCUGACGCUCCUGGGCAACGCCUUCCACCGCAUAGCCCUGCCGUUCUCCCCGCACAAGUCCGCCGCUGUCCGCGAGGCGGAGCUGCUGGACAUCAUGAAUCGCUGCGAGAUGAGCGGGACGAACGGCUCCAAGAUACCAUUCCGCCGCCCCGCCAGCAUGGGGCAUCUUGACUUCUCUUCGACGGGAUCACGGGCGAUCUCCUCCGUGCCCCUAUCGUCGUCGGGAUCACGGCUCACGGGAUCGAUGAUGCGCGGUUCUUCGUCGAUGUCGAUCGCUGAAGCAGGCUUCGUCGGGCAUGCUGAGAGUCCGAGGGUCGAGUUGUGAGCUCUGCGGUGCCAACGAGCCUUUCAGCAAUCGGAGCGGAGGGGGGGAGGGCUGGGCCACCGCUGCUUCGGGAGGGAUUGGGUGCUCCUUGCUCGAAGGCCAGAAAUGCACAUGCAUAUACCAUUUCAGAGGUACGCGCAGAAUUCUUGGGUUUGCACUCUUCCUCAUGUUGUCGAUGGGUGUCCAGCGCUCACCGAGGGAAUCCGCGCGGACUUCCGAACGCGGAUAGUUCAAGCGAGGUCGCUGGUGUGCAUGGCGCAGGCUGCUCAGUACAGGUGCGCGUUCUAUACGAAAUCCUUCUUCGAUAUGGGCCAUCUCCUCGACACGGUCGGGGCGUUUGGCGAGGCGUUAGUCACUCACGCUUGGGGAAAAUGGUGGUGUAACAGCGCCGUGGUCCAGAUGCGUCGAACUUUCCAAGCCCUCAACGCCCUCCCCAACCUCCCUUUUUGAUAAGCCUCCUCUCCAGAAACGCGUAGACAAGUAUUUGCAGGGCAUGUGUAAUAUUUCAGCUCGUUGUGAACUAGCCAAGCGUCUUAAGUAUUUCCAUCCUCUGCUCUCGGAUGCCCAGCUCGAUUUAACGAUCUCGCACGUGCUCUUUGUGAGCCAGUUUGUUCUGAGCUGCACCUCACUGGGCCUCCAUGCCGUCGCGGCCCACGCCAGCGAUCCGCCAUGUGAGCCACUGGAAGACAGACGGCUUCGGCAAGGCACGGCUUGCGUGGCGGCGAGUUGCUUCCUUGGACGGGAUUGUUCAUUCUUCUUUGAGUUUCGGUCGCCGUGGGCCCCCCUGGCGGCGCCAUCAGCGCCGCCCCUGGUGCGCUCCGCGCCAGGGAGGGGGGUCCAGCCCAGAUGCAAGUUUUUUCAUGUAUUUUGUUUACCCGCCAAGGACCCGCCGACCACCGAAAACUUCGGCCAGAUAGACUUCACGCUCAUCUCUGCAAUGCUGGCUUACAGGUGACGUCCACCUGCAGUCAGCCCAGUGAAUUAGAUGCAUUCCUUUUUGUUCGCGCACAUCCUUCCGUGCACACAUCACGCAAGGAUGUGGACAUUAGCUGUUGCCGUCCUAAAGGUGAUUACGAAAAUUUGGUGCACCAUCCUCUGUUCUCGGGGGCCC
Molecule: messenger RNA, 4025 nt
Organism: Prorocentrum cordatum
Lineage: Eukaryota; Dinophyceae; Prorocentrales; Prorocentraceae
Source: the annotation of a GenBank genome assembly